Sesamum indicum (sesame) is the source of this 532-nucleotide messenger RNA. RefSeq names its product Methyltransferase-related protein. The record is from RefSeq and is a predicted model, not a curated record. NCBI's taxonomy places the organism in Eukaryota, Viridiplantae, Streptophyta, Magnoliopsida, Lamiales, Pedaliaceae.
UACGCGUUUCUCAUGUAUGUAAAGAUAAGAAAUACAACACCACCAUCAAAUCAUCCCCAUUUCCCUCUACUCCUUCCAGAAAUAAUAUCAAUAUGUGCCCUCUGAGAUUCAUCUUGGUCUUCUUUUCGGCUGUCUUGGCUGGUUAUUUCGCAUGGAAGUCGACCAUCGCCACUUCCCCGGAGGCCAACUCCAUCACAUCAGAUCAGGAAGAAAACACUUCCACUUCCACAAUAGAGAAACAGCAACUUCAGUUUCUCAAGAGUGUAGAAAAUGGGUUCUGGGUGUUGAUUGAUAUGGCAAGCGGGCGAUACCUGUGGAGGAACAUCAAACAAUUCAAGACCACCAGCUAGAAAUUAAUAUUAGCUAGUUCUGAUGACUAAUUUUAAUCUGUUCCUGUAAACCCACUCUCUCCUCUCUCAUCUACCUCAUUCACUGCAGAUAAUAUAUAUAUAUAUAUAUAUGUAUAUGUAACAGUUAUUCUAAUUCCAGCAGCAACAUGGACAUGAUAAUUGGAAUCUGAAUUCUUUUAAUC